Messenger RNA from Rattus norvegicus (Norway rat), 5234 nucleotides. It is a transcript of the gene Ift38, whose product is annotated as intraflagellar transport 38. The record is from RefSeq and is a predicted model, not a curated record. Lineage: Eukaryota; Metazoa; Chordata; Mammalia; Rodentia; Muridae. Gene Ontology annotation, cellular component: nucleus; cilium. Gene Ontology annotation, biological process: cilium assembly.
AGACUACAUCCAGCACCUGGGCUCAGCACUAGCCAACCUGAGCCCCUGCUCCAUCCCACACAGGAUCUACCGCCAGGCCCACAGCCUGCUUUGCAGCUUUCUGCCGUGGUCCAGCAUUUCCAGCAAAGGUGGCAUUGAAUACAGCCGUACCAUGUAAUGCCGUUGGGGCAGCCUCCACCAGGCCUCUGUCCUCAGCACUUUGUGGAGCCUAUUUUCCUGUCUGUCUGACUUCUGCUGUCCUUUUCGAGGAGCUGGUGGCCACCUGCCGGCCCAUCAGCCUGCCUCAGCUGCAGGCCCGGUGCUAUGCUGGCUGCCUCAGCUGCAGGCCCGGUGCUAUGCUGGCUCAGGAGCAGAAUGUACACUGGUCGGGUAGGUUGUCAACAGGUAGGAACCGGGAGGAACCGGGAGGGCCUGGGGAGUCUGAUUCUUGUGGCACCAAGAGGUCUCUAGGCACCAUGAACAGUUUACAGUGCAUCCAGAAGCUUUCUGAAGAGUGAGGGACCAAAGAUCUCAAAGCACUUGCCAGAAUUCUUUUUACUCCCUGGACUUUGUGUGUUCGUGUACAUAUGCAUACACAUGUGCACGUUUGUGGAGCGUAGAGCUCAACUUGGUGUAUCUUCAAUUACUUCCUCAACCUUAAUUUUGAAACAGGGUUUCUCCUGGAACUUGAGGCUCAUUGGUUUAACUGGGCCAGCUAGUGAGCCCGAGAGAUUCUCUUGUCUUGCAUGUUUAUAGUCACUUGACUGAGCAAUCUCUCCAGCCCGAGUGGCUCUUUGUUUUUGUUUUUGUUUUUUUUUUAAGAAGAAAUGUUUUUAAAUAUCUUUUGAGAAUUUGAGGGCAUUGGAUCCUCUGGAACUAGAGAAAUAGACAGUUUUACCAUGUAGAUGCAGUGUGACUCAAGUCCUCUGGAAAAAGCAACAAAUGGUCAUAACCACUGAGCCAUCUCCCCAGGCCCUCGACAAGGGUUUUUCUUUUUCCUUUCUUGUUUUUGUUUUGUUUUUGGGGGUUUUGUUGUUGUUGUUAAAAUGGAUUUACAUGAUUCAAACGUUGGAAAGGUACAGAAAGACCAAGAAUUCCUACUAGAGGCCCCAGUUACUCAGCUUCAUCUUCCAAGAGGCACCCAUUGAUCUGAUUCGUGCCUGCUGCUCCUCAGAUUCCACCUAGACUUCCACUCUGACAUCAGUGCAUCUCCAAGUGACAUUCUCCAAAGUCCUGAGUGGGCUUCCCAGUCUGACAGCUUUUAAAUGAAGAUUGUGCUUGGAUGCAACCAUUUUGGUUGCUGAGAGCUGGAAUCCCAGGCCAAGAGAACAGAAUUGCAGAUCUGGAAGAGAUGUGGGUGUGGCAGCAUCCACACCAUUGGCCAUCCACAGAGGCUUGAUGCACAUCCAGAUGUGAAUCUUGACAGGGAUCGCAUUUGUAUAAAGUCGCAGGGGAACCUGGUGGGCCGGAGAAAUCCUCAUGUUCUGGUAUACCCCGGUUCAGCUAAAUCCCAUAGGCCAGAUAGAGAGGUGGGUAAGCAUUCUGCAGUGCCUUCACGUGCCAUGCUCUCUUCCCCUCAGGCUCUCCUUCCACCUGGAGUCCUUGUCCUGCCUCCAUGCCCUGGCACCACCCAAUGGCCUGGCAGGUGUGUCUACAUUCACUGGGAAAGGGCUUGCCAGGCUUCUCCUCUGUCUCCUGCUCCUUUAGCUCCUUCCUACAAGAUGGACUGAACUUUGCUGAAAACGUGGACAUUUCUGACCCUGAAGACACAGGAACCUUAGAAUAAAGAGGCACAGCAAGGAGAAUGUCAGUUUUUGUUUAGGAAUGCCCUAAAGAAGCUUAGAUGAUGGAAACGGUUCUUACUCCUCCAUGAAAGGCUGGAAACUGGGGAAAGAGAAAGAGGGGCUGGCCCUUCACAAGAACUUAAAAACUUCAGGAAUCAGUCCUCUCCAUGGACAGAUGGGACAGUCCCCUGUUCCCAGUGUUCUACUGUCCACUUCUUCCUGUCCAGAAGGAUCAUCCUGCUUGUUGAAUCCUGGCAUGUUCCACAUAGCUGACCUACACUGGGAGCUGGGCUAAGGACAGGUAGCUAUUGGCUUCUGGGUUUCUUCCCUGCUUAUCCUUAUAGAAGCUGAAACUUCAAGGCCUGGGCCUAUGCAGACAGGAGGAAGCUGAGCUUUGUAUUGGCAUCUCUGCUACUGUGGACCCAUGGCACCUGGCCUUGGGAGCAGAGGGCAGCUGCUGCCUUUGGGCCUUCAGCCUCUGAGGCAGAGACUUUGUCAGCACCACGAAUUGUGCUUGCAGCAGACAUCUCAAGUUUCCAGCAUCCCUUCCCUUGUGCCCCCAUGUGUUUGCUGUCAGAGUCCUGCCCAGAAUUGCUGCAGUGUUACAGGAUCCCUUGCAGGGUCUCCUCACAGCCCCUCACUGUGCCAGACUGAGGAAGAACAGCUUUAUUGACAGGCCUCAUUACUGAGCGCUUCCCUCCCUCAGCGUCUCCUGGCUCAGGGCUCUCAGGCUGUAGAGCCAGCCAAAGGCUGCCUGGCCUCAGAGAGGAAAGGGCCCCCACAAAGGAAGGCCAAGGCAGUUAAGUAUCCCCCUUCCUCAAGAGAACUAGCCAGCAGGUGGCCAGUCCUGACUGGUUUGGGUUGUGUGCUGAGGCCCCAGCCCCGCAUCCUCUCCCUUUUCAGUCAAUGGUGAUCAUGUGAUUUUCAUUUCUGCCCUGUGUAGUCAAGGAAGAGUCUUCCAGAAGGUUCUGACUUGGGCAUUCAUAAAUCCAACUCAAAGACCUCUCGACCUGUCUCCCUUCAGUCCCAUAAUUAUUGCAGUGUCCAGCCCAGUGUUGAACAAAUUGUAGUGUGUAGUCUCAUUACAAAUAAAUAGUCUUUCACUAGUCUCAUCCUGUCUCUAGUUGUUGGCUCUCCACACUGUGCUUUGCCCUUGUGGGCUAGGGCUGAGGGUUGGGAGCUUGCUGCUGUCUUGACGGCUCAGCAUGCAGGCAACUGUCCUGCUUAGGGCUGUGAACUUGAAGGCUUCUGCUGCUGAAAGCAUUAACUGGCCCAUUUCUUAAAGGUCCUUAGCCCUGGCACCAGCACUGGCAGCUUUCAGCUUGGAGUUAGAGCCUGGUCCAAAUGGGCAACUUUAUAUUUCUCUUCUCCAACCCCCCUGUCCUCCGCCUGCUGAUAAAGCUUAGGGAAGGCUUCAAGGGUAAUGAAGUCACAUGGUCAGCAGAGGCCUUGGUCAUGUUCACAACCAGUGUGGGAAUGUCCCUGGUGGAUGUUGACGUUGUCUGCAGACAGUUAAUUUAGGUGGUCACAGCCUGGGGGAAGGCAUUACUGGGAGGCUGCAGAACAUCACAAUAAAGACUUGGUCCAAGUACCUGAACUCUAGUCCGGCUGGAAGAAUACUUGUGCCAGUAUGAUGGGCUCCCAUGGGGCCAUAGACUCAUCUAAACCCUUGAUGGGGGCAGUUGGAGUCCAGGCCAAAGUGCCUGCAUUGGUUGGUGUCCUGGCUCCAUUUUUAAACUAAGCCCACGCUUCAUCCCUUCGCCCUGUGUUUGGACUGAGACUCUGCUUGCCUUCUAGAGCUGUCACGUUCAGCAGCUUCUCAUCCACAAAGCCUCCCCGGACCUGGCUCCUGACUCUCCAUGUAACCCCUGGAAUGGAUGCAGGAUGUUGACUGGGUUGGCUUAAUGACAAACAGACAAGAAGGUGCAGGCCUUGGCUUUUACUGAGAUUAGACCUGAGGACUCCCUGGCCUCUCAGGAACCCGAUUCUCUGCUCGGCCUGACCUCCCAGAUUUCACAGAGAUGAUGAGAGCCUUGGGGUACCCACGCCACAUUUCUAUGGAGAAUUUCCGCACACCCAACUUUGGGCUUGUCUCUGAAGUGCUUCUGUGGCUUGUGAAAAGAUAUGAGCCGCAGACUGACAUCCCUUCUGACACUGAGACUGAACAAGACCGAGUUUUCUUCAUUAAGGCAAUUGCCCAGUUCAUGGCCACAAAGGCACAUAUAAAACUCAACACCAAGAAACUCUAUCAAGCAGACGGGUAUGCAGUGAAGGAGCUGCUGAAGAUCACAUCCGUUCUUUAUAACGCCAUGAAGACCAAAGGCAUGGAGGGCUCCAACGUCGGAGAGGAAGACAUCAGCAAAUUCAAGUUUGAUCUGGGCUCCAAGAUUGCAGAUUUGAAAGCAGCCAGACAACUUGCUUCUGAAAUCACUGCUAAAGGAGCUUCUCUGUAUGACUUGCUGGGCAAAGAGGUUGAGCUGAGGGAACUGAGAACGGAAGCCAUUGCUCGACCUCUAGAAAUAAACGAGACUGAAAAGGUGAUGAGAAUUGCAAUCAAAGAUAUUUUGGCACAGGUUCAGAAGACUAAAGACCUGCUCAACAAUGUGGCGUCUGACGAAGCCAAUUUAGAAGCCAAAAUUGAAAAGAGAAAAUUGGAGCUGGAAAGAAAUCGGAAGCGAUUGCAGACCCUGCAGAGUGUCAGGCCAGCCUUUAUGGAUGAGUAUGAGAAGGUUGAGGAAGAGCUGCAAAAGCAGUAUGACGUCUACCUGGAGAAGUUCCGGAACCUGGCUUACCUGGAGCAGCAGCUUGAGGACCAUCACAGGAUGGAGCAGGAACGGUUUGAAGAAGCUGAGAAUACUCUGCGUCUGAUGCAGAAUAAGCUGAAGGAAGAGGAGAAGAGACUGCUCAAGAGUGGAAGCAAUGACGACUCGGACAUAGACAUCCAAGAGGACGAUGAAUCGGACAGCGAGCUGGAGGACAGACGGCUGUCUAAGCCUCGGACAGCCAUGGAGGUGCUCAUGCAAGGAAGGCCCAGCAAACGCAUCGUGGGCACAAUGCAAGGCGGAGACUCCGAUGAAGAUGAAGACUCGGAGGACAGCGAAAUGAACAUGGAAGAUGAUGAAGAAGAUGACGAUGAUUUGGAAGAUGAGAGCAUUGCGCUCUCACCAGCUAAACCCAGUCGGAGGGUCCGGAAACCCGAGCCCUUGGACGAGAGUGACAAUGACUUCUGACCUUCUUGCCAAGAGACCCAGACAGCUUAAGAGCGUCAGAUGUAUAGGUAAACAGGGACUCAGCAGGCUGGAAAGGUAACGUGUUUUGUUCACUACCCCAUCUGAGCUUAUCCAUACUGAAACUCCAACAGAGAUUUUCUUUGUCUGUCUCCUAACGCUUGGGAUCCCCAUACCCGUGUUCCAAGUGAUUCAAUCUGUAAGAAAAGCCCCUGAGGAGAAAUACAGACUUGACACCAUGUAA